Gymnogyps californianus (California condor) is the source of this 2366-nucleotide messenger RNA. RefSeq names its product mucolipin TRP cation channel 3 (gene MCOLN3). The transcript has 13 exons. Gene Ontology annotation, cellular component: lysosomal membrane; plasma membrane. Lineage: Eukaryota; Metazoa; Chordata; Aves; Accipitriformes; Cathartidae. The record is from RefSeq and is a predicted model, not a curated record. Gene Ontology annotation, molecular function: NAADP-sensitive calcium-release channel activity. The coding region runs from base 16 to 1692 and encodes 558 amino acids.
CUUUUCAUUUCAGAAAUGGAAAAUCCUGAAGUGGCUGUGAGCAGCUGCAGUGGUCACGAUGAUGCAAAUCUUUGCAGCUACAAACGACACCUGUCAGUAUCACAGGAGGGCCUUUUGGAAGACCAGCUUAGAAGGAAGUUAAAAUUCUUCUUCAUGAACCCAUGUGAGAAAUUCUGGGCCCGGGGCAGGAAACCUUGGAAACUUGGGAUUCAGCUACUCAAAAUAGCAAUGGUUACUAUUCAGCUGGUGAUUUUUGGAUUGAGCAAUCAAAUGGUGGUUGCCUUCAAAGAAGAGAACACUGUUGCAUUCAAACAUCUCUUCUUGAAAGGAUACAUGGACAGAAUGGAUGAUACCUAUGCUGUAUACACACAAACAGAUGUCUAUGACCAGAUAUUCUUUGCAAUAAACCAGUACUUACAGCUGCCCAACAUCUCUGUUGGAAACCAUGCUUAUGAGAAGAAGGGAGCAGAAGAGACAGCUCUGGCCGUGUGUCAGCAGUUCUACAAGCGAGGAACUAUCUGUCCUGGAAACGACACCUUUGAUAUAGACCCAGAGAUUGUGACUGACUGCUUGUACAUUGAGCCAAUGGUGCCGUUAGACAACACAACAGUGGGAAAGCACAAUUUGAAUUUCACUCUGGAUUUCCACAGACUGGUGACGGUGCAGCUCAUGUUCAAUCUGAAGGCAAUCAACCUCCAGACUGUUCGUCACCACGAGCUCCCUGACUGUUACGAUUUCACUCUGACGAUAGUGUUUGAUAAUAAAGCACAUAGUGGAAGAAUUAAAAUAAGUCUAGACAACGACAUAGCAAUCAGGGAAUGUAAAGACUGGCAUGUUUCUGGAUCAAUACAGAAGAACACUCAUUACAUGAUGAUCUUCGAUGCUUUUGUUAUAUUGACUUGUCUGGCCUCAUUGAUCCUUUGCACACGAUCAGUGGUUAAAGGAAUUCAGCUCCAAAGAGAAUUUGUAAGCUUUUUCCUAUAUUAUUAUAAGAAAGAAGUAUCUUUCAGUGAUCAAAUGGAAUUUGUCAACGGAUGGUACAUCCUGAUUAUGGUUAGCGAUGUCUUAACUAUUGUUGGAUCAACUCUAAAGAUGGAGAUACAAGCCAAGAGUCUGACAAGUUACGAUGUCUGUAGCAUACUCCUAGGAACAUCCACUAUGCUUGUGUGGCUUGGAGUUAUUCGCUACCUAGGUUUCUUUCAGAAGUAUAAUCUUCUCAUCCUAACACUGCGAGCAGCAUUACCCAACGUAAUGAGGUUCUGCUGUUGUGCUGCUAUGAUCUACCUGGGCUAUUGUUUCUGUGGAUGGAUUGUACUGGGACCAUACCAUGUGAAGUUUCGCUCUCUGAACGUGGUUUCUGAAUGCCUUUUUUCAUUGAUCAAUGGAGAUGACAUGUUUGCCACCUUUGCAAAAAUGCAGCAGAAAAGUUACUUGGUUUGGUUAUUCAGUAGGAUCUACCUCUACUCCUUCAUCAGUCUGUUCAUCUAUAUGGUGCUGAGUCUCUUCAUUGCACUCAUUACAGAUACAUAUGAAACUGUCAAGCACUACCAGCAAGAUGGCUUUCCAGAGACAGAACUUCAGAGAUUUAUAUCACAGUGCAAAGACUUACCAAACUCUGGCAGGUACAGGUUAGAGGAGGAGAGUUCUGCAUCUCUCUUCUGUUGUUGUAACGGUUGUAAUGAACAUAUUUAAUGGAUUGUGGGAGUGUAUCAUGGAGGCUUUAAAGCAGCACACAUUGCAAGAACUGGACAGUGGAGCUGGUGGAAAACCUUAUACCUAAAGCCUGAAUUUGCUUUUCUCGAAAAACAGUGUAAGCCUGUGGCAGAAGCUUGUGAUAAACUUAGUCUUUCUGAUUAGGCACUCUCACUGCUAGUUCAGGGGGUUUGGGGGUUUGGUUUUUUAUUAGCUUUGUCUAUUUGUUUCCUCAGUUAAAUUGUGCUACAAUGCAAAGGGCAUUAAAAAGCUGUCUGUGUUCAGAGACUUGGCUAGAUUGUGUGAGUAGACUAGAAAUGCAGUAACUUUCAACUAUAAGUAGUAGUAGUGCUGGACAACUGCAACUUUGAACACCAGCCUAGCCCUCAGUACUGCAGGCAUUAUCUAGCUAUGGCUGACCCGUCGCUGGAUGAACGAAAGCUCACUCUAGAGCCCUCAGCAUUUUUUGUUUAUCUGUACUCAUAGUAAAAAUAAACUAAAACUAUGAAAUUUGGUGUAAUUUGUUUCUGGAGACAUUACAGUGAAUUGAUGCACAAGCCAUUCAAAUAUGGCUGAGAGCAUAAACCAAAUAUUUCUAUAAACAUAAGUACCACUUGACGUCAGAGGCAGUCUCUUCUCAGAGAGGCUGGGGAUAUGCCAGGCCAGAACUGAAG